This is a messenger RNA of Tetranychus urticae (two-spotted spider mite), 873 nucleotides long. Its product is annotated as recQ-mediated genome instability protein 1. Lineage: Eukaryota; Metazoa; Arthropoda; Arachnida; Trombidiformes; Tetranychidae. Gene Ontology annotation, cellular component: RecQ family helicase-topoisomerase III complex; nuclear body. The record is from RefSeq and is a predicted model, not a curated record. Gene Ontology annotation, biological process: resolution of meiotic recombination intermediates; double-strand break repair via homologous recombination.
GCGUUUUGCGAAAAUCAUAUGUUUCUUUACAAUUUAAGUUGCGCGUUUUUGAUUUAGAUUUUAAUUCUUUACUCAGUUACUUUUUUACUUGAAUUCCAGUUUAAUAACACCAUGUCAUCGAUUAGUGUAUCAUUCACGCCAUUACCCAUGUCUUUAUUAAACGAUUUCAAUGAAGAAAAAUUAGUUGGUAAUUAUACUCUUCAGCUUGUUUCGAUACGCGAUAUAAGUAAGCCGCCAUAUGACCAGGAAAAUGAAUUUCUGCGGCUGGAUGAAGAACCAGAGGAAGGUGAUGUUGAUGAGACACUCAAAGGUAAAGUGUUCAAACCAUCUCAACCUGUUAAAAAACAAAACGACAAAGCUCAUGGACCGCGAAUGUUGUGUUUGAAUCUCAGUGAUGGUAAAAAUGUUGUCAAAGCCAUUGAACAUCAGCACAUAGCGUUUCUUAAACCUGAUUUACCCAUUGGUAGUAGGAUUUUAAUCAAAGGUCCAGUUGAUGUUAGCUUUAAGGUUUUAUUACUUCAAAGUCAAAAUAUUCAGAUCAUAGGUCCACCGUUACCAGGAUCAUCAUUACCUAAAGUGGAGUUAAAACCUGAGUUAAAACCUGAUUUAAAACCUAAAGUGGAGUCUCCGGUUUUGAUAACUUCACAAUCAUCCAGCCUACCUUCGACACAGUCAACUAUAAAAUCCUUAUCACAAAGAGGUUCAACUUCAAGCAUAACUAAUUGCAGUGUUCAAUCCAAAACACAGUGUGAUGAUAAAUCAAUAAUAGAUAUUUCAGAUACAACUGCUGAUGAACAUAUGUAUUAUCUCGAUGGAUUAGAUGACGAGAUUUUAGAGUGAAUUUCCAAUAAAGAUUGAUUUUUACUUGUUAAA